UUCCAAUUCCAGCCAGUACCCGUAUAACUCUACGCGCGUGCGUGCGAUUUAAAAAUUUAAUCUGUCAAACUUUUACUUGUAAAAACUAUAUGUGUGAAUAGAUACGUGGCGUGUUUUUUUAAAGAUGGCGAUCUCUUUAGUGAGAUUUGGACUAAGGUCCGCUGUUUUCAACUUGGAAAGGAGUGCCGCGAUUAUAUCAAGCCCCAGUGCCCAAAAUCAAUUGAAGCUAAUCCACACAAAACCAAUAUGCAACGGCAGCGUUUGCUACCUUCAGGAGAAGCCGCGGGAAGAGCUAGUGGUAGAGAGCGCCAUCAGGCGGUACAGCAAGCAUCACGGCAGGCCAGAGGAGAACAGGAGGAAACGGGACAGCGAUAGCGACAGUGCCAGUGAUUCUGAUACUGAAUGCAAGGGACAUGACCGGUCCGAAUUCUGGCGUCGCAAGAUGCGCACAGUGCACAACAUCCUGGACGUAGACAAGGACGGGCUGAUCUCGUUCAACGAUUUCAAACUGUUCGCGAACCGGUUCCAGAGCCUCGGCCAUCUUGACGAGCAGCAGGCCAAGGAGUUCUCAGAGAUUAUUAAGCUUACAUGGGAGGAGCAGUGGGGCGCCAUCGACCCCUACAACUUCGUGACGGUGGAACAGUACUUAGAAGACAUGCACCACGUCCUCAACGAUAAGACGCUGAAGAAGAAGGCGCAUCGCUGGCUGCCGUACCUCUUCAAGGCGGUGGACAAGGACAAGUCCGGUUUCAUCUCAGUGAAGGAGUUCAAGCUGUUCUUCCAGUGCUUGGGGUUGGACAACGAACAUGCCGCCGUAGCUUUUGCCGUCAUCGAUGUCAACGGGGACGGAAAACUCUCCCUAAAAGAGUUCGUGAAACUUGGCAAGGACUUUUUCUUCACCGAGGACGAGAAACGAGUCUCCAAGAUGUUCUGGGGCCCUCUAGUCCAAGUUUAAGGCCAAACCGACCUUAACUUAACGCUCUAAGAGUCAUUUUAGCUUGUAAGUUAGGCGUCCAUCUGAAUAUCUUAACGUACUGUUUGCAAAGAACCCUGUCGUAUUGACAAAUAGUAAGAGAUUUCUUACAAUUUUAUUUGUAUGGUUACUUUCACAUAGUUCCAUUGCAGAGGGUUAAAAUUGUUUGUGUAAAAUUUAAACUUUUAUACAAUAAUUAUGAUGUUUAGUGGAUUGGUUAUACAAUAUAAUAAUAUUAUAAAAUGUUUGCAAGGUUUUAAAAAUCUUGAAUUUUAAUAAGACUAAAAAUGAAUUCAUGAAUGAUGUUUAUAUAUAGAAAAUCAGAUGAAAUAU
Messenger RNA from Cydia fagiglandana, 1306 nucleotides. It is a transcript of the gene CBP, whose product is annotated as sarcoplasmic calcium-binding protein. Gene Ontology annotation, molecular function: calcium ion binding. The transcript is spliced from 6 exons. The coding region runs from base 125 to 955 and encodes 276 amino acids. Lineage: Eukaryota; Metazoa; Arthropoda; Insecta; Lepidoptera; Tortricidae. The record is from RefSeq and is a predicted model, not a curated record.